CAAGUCGAAGGUGCAAAGUUCAUCUUCGAGCCUCGUACUGUGCUUCGCAUGGGGCUUCUCGUGCUCGCUGCGUUAGAUUGGAGGCUUCGUGCCGUGACUCCCUUCACCUUCAUCAACUUCUUUGCUCUCCAGGUUGAUCCAUCGAGUAAAAGAGCAAAACCCUUAGUUUCUAAGGCUGCACAAAUCAUAUUAUCUUCGAUGCAGGAGAUCGACAUCACGAGUCAUUCCCCAUCGGCACUCGCAGUUGCUGUUAUAAUCUGUGCAGUCAACGAGACGCAAGAUCUAGCCAUUGUUGCUCCUACGAUCGCAGCAUCGUGGUUCACUGGGCUAACAGAGGAGAGGAUUUCAAAUUGCUACCGAACGUUAUGAAGAGUUGUUGUAGAAAGAAGGCUCAGAAAGGGUGGAGUAACUAGUCCGGCCAAAAGGGACUCAGGAACCUCAUCGUCUUCCUCCUCGUCUCUACCAAACAAGAGAAGGAAGCAUAGAAGCCACAAUAACUGAUGACAGGUUCUAGAUCUCACACUGAUCCAUUGCUUCUGGUCUGGUCAAGCUGCUCUGCUCUGCUCUGCCAUUGAUGA
Messenger RNA from Zingiber officinale, 578 nucleotides. RefSeq names its product cyclin-D1-1-like. The record is from RefSeq and is a predicted model, not a curated record. The transcript has 3 exons. Lineage: Eukaryota; Viridiplantae; Streptophyta; Magnoliopsida; Zingiberales; Zingiberaceae. The coding region runs from base 49 to 369 and encodes 106 amino acids.